AUGAAGAGGUGUUGGAAACCCCUUGGAUGCACAUGGGUCCGCCACUUCAGAACCUUGGAUGCACAUGGUGUUACUUUCUCACAAGAGAACAGAAAGAGAGAGAAAUGGCAAAGCCUGAAUGUUCCUUCAGUUUUAACUUCACCCCGUGAUGAUGCCAUGCAACUUUAUAAAGCUUUGAAGGGAUUUGGAUGUGAUAAAGCAGCAGUCAUUAACAUCCUUGCCCAUCGUGAUGCAACUCAGCGUGCUCUUAUUCAACAGGAAUACAGAACUAUGUACUCUGAAGAGCUAAACAAACGCUUAUCCAAAGAGCUUAGCGGUGAUCUUGAGAAAGCAGUCUUGCUAUGGAUGUAUGACCCGGCAGCAAGGGAUGCUACAAUAGUAAGGAAGGAUUUGAGUGGUGACGGUGUUGAUCCACGAGCUGGCACUGAAGUGAUAUGUUCGCGGACUAGUGGCGGACCCAGGAUUUUGAGUUCGGGGGUGCUGGACCCAGGAAUUUUGAGUUCGGGGUUGCUUCUAGCAUAUGUAACCGCAAUGCGCUAUGAAGGGCCAGAAGUUGACAGAGCCGCGGUGGAACAGGAUGCUAAAGCCCUUUUCAAAGCUGGGGAGAAGAAAUUGGGAACUGAUGAGAAGACUUUUAUACGGAUUUUUUCUGAAAGAAGCAGGGCGCAUUUGGCUGCUGUUAGCGCUGCGUAUCACAGCGUCGUGUAUGGUAACUCAUUGAAAAAGGCUGUUAAAAGUGAAACCUCUGGACUCUUUGAGUUUGCCCUCUUGACUAUUUUGCAAUGUGUUGACAAUCCAACAAAAUACUUCGCGAAGGAAUUGCACAAGGCGAUGAAGGGCUUGGGGACGAACGAUACAACUCUCAUUAGGAUAAUAGUCACGCGAACUGAGAUCGAUAUGCAGUAUAUAAAAGCGGAGUACCAGGAAAAGUAUAAGAAAUCUCUGAACGAUGCAGUGCAUGCGGAGACUUCUGAUGAUCAUCGGACAUUUCUUCUAUCUCUUCUGGGGACAGCUAACUAAUGAAGAGUCAGCACCAUAAAACAGGAAUUUUCCUGUUGCUCAUCUUCUGAAGGCUAUAUAGAACAUCAGAGAUAUUUUCCUGCCUGGAUUGACUCUGACAUCCUCUUGUUUUAUCCGAAGAGACAAUAGACGGCAUGUUGGUAACUGGCUUAUUGAUAGUGACAGGAGCUCUAGCAGGAAAGGGAAGUUUCAUUACUGGUGGAUUUUCAUGUGUUUCCGGCUUAAUUCUGCUUCUAACAUGAGCACCUCUAUCAGUUGAUAUUGAUCUUCUAACAGGUGGAGAUGGUGAUCUCCUCAUGGCGGAAACUGCUGAUUUUUCCUCUGUGAGCAAGGGCAUUUUUGGCACAAAAUCCUUGUCCGUGAACUUUGAGGGAAACUGGGACCUUCUUUGUUUGCCUGAUGAACAACUCCGUACCUAUCUCACCACAAUAGAGAGGACGCUGAUUGGCUUCUGUUUUCAAGCUAGCAUUACCAACGUGUCUCAUAGAUCGUAGAGGUGAUGCUUGCCCUCGAACAUUUGCACUACUUUUUAGGAGUUCAAGUUCGGCUUCCUUCUUCUCCAGCACUUGCUUAAGGUUUGAGAUCUAAAUCAACCACAAAAACACAGAGACAUCAAUUACAGAUCGAGCUGCGCCAAGAUCUAUGGAGGCAACCCUCUCAGCAAAUUUGAGUGUGCUAACUGUUUCUCCAAAUGCAUCUGCCUCUGGAUUUAUGUGCACAAACAUCAAUGUCUUUGCCUGACCACCUAAUGAAUCUUGUAACACUUGGUCUCUCGCCAACAGCUUCAGAUUUAUCUACUCUCUCACUUCCGGCUAAAUCCACGAGGUGAAGGCAUCCCUUUAAUGUAGAUCCAGAUACAAUCUCUUUCCCUCGGACAUGAACUGUCAGAAUACUGCAAAUGUACCUGUGAGACCUGCUGCUCCUCUCAUUUAAAGCAGUAGCACCGACAGCACGGUUCUUUUGCCCAAUUCUCAUCAAUUCAAGAACAUCUUGUGUGCAUUUAACUGGAAUCAAACUAGCAUCAGCGGUGAAACCAUUGUUAUGCCAGUUGCUUUCACGUUUCCCGCCACAAAUGCAGUCACUGGAGACCAAACUAGUUCUGUGCCGCAGAUAAUUUGAUAUGGCUUCUAGAACUUCUGAUCUUGAUAAAGGACUGCACUCAUCUGCCAAUAUUUUCUUCAAGAAUAGCCUGAGCUGCAGGUGUCAAACAAGCUAUCAAUCUACCACAUUCGGUCAUAAUGGUGAAUUGGCUUUAAUAUUGGUAAUACACAAGAAAUGCCUAUAAUAAGAUUGUUCUUGUUACCUGAUUGCUUUGAGAAACCAGCAACCCAGAAAAGUUUUUGACUACUUUCCUCAGCACAGCAUCAAUUACCUGCAAAUGUUCAUCCUUAGUCCACAAGAAGGGGACCUGGCAAUUUAUAGAAGUUGAACUCGACAAGUAAACACAGAAAUGAGGUGUAAAGAGGGUACCUUGUGAACAGCCCCAGGAUUGACUUUGUUGAGGACGUUGCAGAGAAUAAGGCCAUUGCGAAGAGCACAACGGAAUUCUUCUUCCGUGGGUUCUUCUGGGAGCAGCUCCGAUGCACCAGAGUACAUCUGUCGCAGCCAUUCCGCCGCCUGGUACCUCCUUGAAGCUGCAAGUUCCAACCUUUUAAUUACGUAGAAUUUGGAAGCUACUUAACCAACAGUGUCAUUGUAUGGCUUAGUUUCCCCCUGCAUGGUGGCAAUUAAUACUACUCCUUCCGUUCACUUU
Molecule: messenger RNA, 2773 nt
Organism: Lycium barbarum (goji berry)
Lineage: Eukaryota; Viridiplantae; Streptophyta; Magnoliopsida; Solanales; Solanaceae
Product: annexin D5-like
Exons: 15
Coding region: 1-1020 (339 amino acids)
Cellular component (GO): cytoplasm
Molecular function (GO): calcium ion binding; calcium-dependent phospholipid binding
Source: RefSeq, a predicted model, not a curated record